AUCUGGUCAGCGCUGUCCAUGUCCCAUCUAAAGCAUGUUGUCUCUACUAUGCCAGCUGGACUUGACUCAGAGGUUGGAGAAAAUGGAAUCAACUUUAGGUGAGCCAGUUUGGUUCCUGUGUAUUAUUGUAAAGACUAAAUAUUGAUAGUUUACACUGGCAACUCCAAGUUCGUCCAACUCUCCUGAAAUCUUUUUAAAGACUUCCUUUCUACUUGAAAAUUAAUGAGGCGCGUCAGUUUGAAACCUUUGUAAAAUUCAUUACAUUAUGCAAAAAUAAAGACUUUCUUUAAAAGUUUUAAAAAUAUUUUUUAUUCUCUGUUUAAUUUCAAAGUUUUUCAAUUUUUAUUUUCUCUGGGAAUAGUUUUAAGUCUGGUUAACAAAUUUUAAGUCCGCCUUAAAGCUCAUUAGAGUAUAUUAGUAUAGUUUGUUGACUUCUGGGCAUUGAGCUAUUUACUAAUUACACACAAACGAGACAAAAGUAGUGCAAUCUAAUAUAAAAUGUAAUUUACAAUCUGACAUCAACUCAUCAUUCAGUUCCGGGCAGAGACAGUUGCUCUGCUUGACCAGAGCCCUUCUUCGAAGAAGCAAGAUUCUUGUGAUGGAUGAGCCCACAUCUUCUGUGGACAUAGAGACGGAUAGUUUGGUGCUCAAUACAGUCAGGCGGGUGUUCAAACACUGUACGACCAUCACCAUUGCUCAUCGUAUUCACACCAUCCUAGAUUGUGAUAGGUAAGUCAAAAUAAAUCUCAUUAGUUUGUUCCACACUUUUUGACAGUGCAAUUAAACAUCUAAAAUAUUGAGUAAGCUCAAAUACUACACUGAUUCUUGAUAAAUAUUCCUUGAAACUAUAACUGUGCAAUAAAAAAAUAAUGAUAUUUGAAAUUGUGUUUAUUUUCCAAGCAAAUAUCUCUUUGAGCUUUUAUAAUGUUAGUCCCACUCUCUGUCACUGAUAACAUGGAAUGCUAUCAUUGAUCAAUUCACUAUAUUUCAGGGUUUUGGUCCUAGACAACGGCAAUAUUGUAGAAUUUGACAGCCCCCAAGCUUUGCUCAAUCAAGAGGAUAGUCGCUUUUAUGGCUUGGCAAAAUCUGCAGGAGCUAUGUAG
Lymnaea stagnalis (great pond snail) is the source of this 1103-nucleotide messenger RNA. The record is from the annotation of a GenBank genome assembly. Lineage: Eukaryota; Metazoa; Mollusca; Gastropoda; Lymnaeidae.